Messenger RNA from Homarus americanus (American lobster), 4369 nucleotides. RefSeq names its product zinc finger protein 133-like. Gene Ontology annotation, biological process: regulation of transcription by RNA polymerase II. NCBI's taxonomy places the organism in Eukaryota, Metazoa, Arthropoda, Malacostraca, Decapoda, Nephropidae. The record is from RefSeq and is a predicted model, not a curated record. The transcript has 4 exons. Gene Ontology annotation, molecular function: RNA polymerase II cis-regulatory region sequence-specific DNA binding; DNA-binding transcription factor activity. Bases 891 to 2987 code for a protein of 698 amino acids.
UUUGGGAGGGUCGAGAGUGGGGGUUUUUGUUUUGUCGCGGGAGAACGAGAAACUAGUGGCUCCUACCCGCCCCUCACCACCCCUACCCCAGCCCCUCACCAUGAUCACCUCCCUAGAUUAUACCGUAGGCACCAGAUAGGGCUCAGCUGAGUGGAUAUUUAGGGAGGUGCGCGGGUGUAGUUGGAGUUACGCAGCAACUAGAGAGAGACAUGGCGACUUGUCAGCGAGCGUGGCGCCAACCCGCUAAAUCCCCCCACAUGUUGCCUUUAUCUGGCUCCCAACACCUCUCCUGAAGCACACUCACCUCGCUCACCCCACCUGGCUCACACACCCUCGCCGUCAACACCACCCAUCAACCUGAGGAACACUUUUACAACAAGCUUCAUAGUUGAGAACAUUAGCAGUACACCGUGAACAACUUGCUACCUGGUUUAAAUCAAGAUCUCCAGAUGUACAAGUUUAUCAAGAUUGACUGUUAAAAGCAAUAUAUAGUUCCUAGCUUAUCUUAAAGUACAAAUAUGAUAUAACAAUUUGCUGGUCUGUAGUUGAUGGUGGAAAUUUUUCUUGUGGACGUGACAACUAUAAUAAUGUACAAUAAGUGGCUGUGAAAUGGUGGUGCUUUACCUAGGAGAUGUUGGGAGACAAGAUAUACAAAGCUAGUAACUGAACUAAGUGAAAUUCCCAGUGGCCUUCUCACCUGUGUAGACCAGAGACUCGCUUAACAACAUAGAACGACGCGUAACGACAUAGAGAAAAAGUAGCGGUUUCCACGGCUUGUCGGUUACUGUACUUCUAAUUGGCCUAAAAGGUUCUCUUUAUGGAUUCAUCGGUGAAACCUUCCCUCGACCACUAUCAAAAGUCUUUCCAAGGUGUGUAGGCAUAAAGGAGCCAUGGACUUCACAAUGAACAUGAUCGACAAUGGUCGGGGGAUACCUGCGACCCAGGCUGCUGCAGUGGCUGCCAUGGGAGGUCAGGUGGCCUACCAGGCACACGCUGUCAGUGUCACCCCCACGGUCAGCCAGCAGCAGCAGCAGCAACAGCAGCAGCAACCGCCUCCACCACAACAACAGCAGCAACGAGGCAGUCUGCAUGAGAGCGAUGGUGGGGCAGGGUUGGCGGGGGAGGGCAAGGUUCAGGAGUUGACGAAGGACGACUCCCAGGGAGCCUUCACUCCUCCGCCCCGAGUGUCUUCUGUUGCAUCGCACGAGAGUCGCGUGGAGAAGGGUACUGACACUACGGACUUUGAACCACUGAUUAAGGUUGAGAUUAGGGGGGGUAUACCGGGGCUCAACACAGGUACUGAGAAGGACAAGAACAGUAUCGUUCAGUUGCACUUCAACAGUGUCAACGAGGUGUUACAUUAUUUUUCCCAGCGGUCAGUGCCACAGCACAUUGAUGCCUUCAAUCUUCUCACCAACCCAGACUUGGUGCGCAAUAUCAACCCCGACCUGGUGCGUAACCACUUCCUGUACGUGCCCAACCCUCAGGAGGGGGUGCGGGUGGCAUCCAACGGUUACAGUUCAGGAGGAUCCAACUCCGCCCAGACUCCGCCAGCGCAGGGUGGAGCGGCCACGUCGCCCGUGGUGGUCAAACAGGGCUCCGGCAGCAGCGGCGGUUACGGCAAGCAGGGCGACAGGCGACGAGACAGUAGCCAAGGUUCGUUGACGCCCGGUGCGAUCUUACCAAGACCAGGAGUGGACACGUCCGGUGCUUCGUUUAUGUGCUGGAUCUGUGGCGCAGAUAUGCAAAAAUCACUACAGUUUGAAGAACACAUGGUAGACCAACACAGUGUGGACAAGCCCUACAGGUGUGAGGACUGUGGGGUCACGUUCAAGCGCAAGGCGCACUUGGAUCGUCAUCGGCGUAUCCACUUGCCCACUCGACCAUACCAGUGUGCAGUGUGUGGCAAGGGCUUUACUCGCAAUGAACACGUUCGUCGUCACUCGUUUACUCACUCCGGAGAGAAGCCCUACCACUGUCCUACCUGCAACAAGACGUUCUCACGGCGGGAGCAUCUUACCAAACACCUGCUGAGCCACACCAAACCACCGGGCCCACACAGUCCACCUCCAAGCGGCCAUCCUCACACCCCAGGUGAGUAUGAUUACAUGUGCUCACCUGCGGACUCACCCACCCCCCCUCAGCAGCAACAGCUGGGGCACGUGACGGCCGCGGCCAUCACCACUCUCGGCGGGGCGGGCCAGAUUCCGUCCAGUCUUCUGCAUGCGGCUGUGCCACAGUUGCUGCCGCCCUCCGCCACCCACGGUAGCAUCAAGCACCAGCAGCCUCAUCACCGUCUGGCUGCACACCAUAGUCAAGGUUUGGCCACAACACUGUUGCUGCAGACCACAGAUCAGAAUGGGCGGCUGGUCACGAUCAACCAGGGUACGGGCACUGCAGUGCCCACUUCUGUUGUGACCACUUCGUCCAGUAGCCACCAUGCUGGCCAAGGAAGCAGUAGCCAUACGGGAGGCGGCAGUUCUGGGGGAUCCACCCGUGGUCUUAACCAUAACGGUGAGCCCGUUCCACGUCCCUACCAGUGUGGGGUCUGUGGCAAGUCUUUCAUCCGUAAUGAGCAUCUCCGACGCCACGUGCUGACCCACUCUGGUGAGAAACCCCACGCUUGUGGAACGUGCGGGAAGGCCUUCUCGCGUCGUGAGCAUCUCACAAAACACAUGCGGUCUCAUAUAAAGGUAACUGCACCGGGCCAGUCCAGCUCCCAGCCCAGCCACGGUUCCAUCCAGGUCGGCGGCGUGUCGGGCAGCGUGGUCGCUCCCCAGGUCACGACGGCCGUGGCACAGACUGCCACCGUAUCCUUACCGACACCCAGUGUAGUGGCAACUAGCAAUGCUCAUCAACAACCCCCGCCGCACGGAGUGACCCACACCGUUGCCGGUUCUCACGGCACGCCCGUCGCCCACGCCGCGCACCUGCCCCCGGGAACCCAUUAUCUGCCGAUGUUUGGAUUGUUGGCAGAGGUAGUGUGAGGAUCUCAGUAGCACUAUCUCACAAUGGCAGCCUCUCUUAAUUUACAGAUGUCGGCAGCAGAGGCACCUCACUCCUCGUGACGAUUAUCGUGAUACCCGACCACGUUUGACUCGACCCAAACGCAAAAUGGUGCUGGGCCUAGUGACCUAUACGAGCCAGAUCGCGGCGGGGCUGGGACGAGUGCGGUGCUGAACGAUGCAAGCUGUAGAUAAUGUUGUGCCAUGAUCUCCCUGUAGCUGUGAGCACUAGAUUUUCUCUGUUGUUGCUAGUAAGUUGGUGAGCAAGUUUUGCCCACCCACUAGGUAUAUGUCAGUCACCCCUGUGUGAACCUUUGUCUGACCCUUGAUCACAUUCCAAUCCCUCUCUAGUUGUCUCUUUGGCUACACUAAUUAAUUAGGGGGAAAUUAUCAUUGUGAACAUCAGAAAAUUGUAAUUUUUUUAAAAGACAAAUUUUGCAUUAACAAUUUUAUGCAGUUGUAUGUACUUAGAGUAUUUGUAAUAUAAUUGGAAAAUUGAGUGUGACUUAAUUUGGAAGUUAUAGAUGCACCUUGCCAAAGGUUGAUAGUUGGAUUACUAAGGGACAACCAUUAUCCCCAAAGUGUCAAGGCAGCUCUCAACAUGGCGACCACAGACAAGGCACCAACUAUUUUGCCGUUCUUUUAUUUCCAUGCAUAUUUUUUUUACAUGGAAUUCACAUUUGGAAACAAACUUUGUCUGUGUGCAUAGACCAUGUGAUGUAUUGUAGUGUAACUUGUAAAGAAGUACCUUUUAAUUGUAAAGUGAUAUCCCUGUAAUUAUUUUUAGGAGCUUUUCUUCAUAAGCUUAUUGUAGAUGUGUUGAAGGUAGUGUUUUAUACUAGACCGAUGCUUUGUGUCAGUUUUUUGGGCCACACAAAGCAGAUUUAAGAGAUUAUUUUCAUGUCCAAAGUUAUCACUCCCAACCCUAUACUGUAUUAGUCCAGAGGAGACCUAAUGGUGUCAGUUUCAUGACAUUAAUUGGGUUUUUUACAUUUUUUGAGUUUUCAUAGAAUUAGAUCUUAUAGGCAGGUUGACAAAGACAGUGCGUGCGUCACUCUGCCGGAAAUCUUGAAAUGGUUACUGUGUCUAAAGGUGCUCAAAUAGAUGAUAACUUUGGAUUUGCUUUUAAAUUAUAGUAAACAGUAAAGGAGAUCUGAAUUUUAAUCCCUCAAUAAGAGGUCAAGUUUAUGGCAAUCACAAGUUGUUUUAACAGUCUGGCAUUACAAGAUAGUUUUAUUUUUCGUGAUGUCUGUAGGUGUUUUGAAUCGUUGAUACUUUAAGCUUUUUGCAUAUUUAUCUUACUGGCUGUUUGCCAUUAAAUGUGGAUUUUGAUUCACAAGAACCUUUUUUUUAUAUAAUAUAUA